AUGCAGCUCACAGACAACGAAAUGGCUGCAAGUGACAACGCCGGUGGGCUGCGACGCCAAUGGACGUCACGUGCACCACCCGCAGACGACGAUUGCGAUCUUCGCCGCCAACCUACUUUAUCUGGCAACGUCUUCGAGACAAUGGACAAUCUUUUAACAGCAGUGAAGACUGCCCGGCAAGAUUCUAAUUUCUCCUUGACACCAGUUUCCACCCUCAACGAGGAUGUAUCAUCAAAACAAAAACGCCACUUUGACCUGGACAAUCUAUCAGCACAGAACAUCAUAGAUCUACUCCAAUCCAAUCCGGAUCAUGACCAGCUAUUUGCCGCUUUGAGAAUUCUCGAUCCUUAUGGCAAAUCUAAAGUCGCAAAGGAUAUUGAUCUCCGAAUUAGCAACAUCACAACUACUCAGAUUGUCCGCUUGUUAGUCAGCGUCACGAUUCCAAAUCAUUGGAGAUCGCUGGACCCCAAAGCUCGAGCAACACUAUUAAGAUGCUUAAGCAGCCCUACAGGACUUGGUCUGAUGGUGAAUGAACUGCGACGUUUGACUGAAUCUACCCGCGCUACGGCCUAUGAAGUCCAGGGUUCAAGCACCCCACUCAUCAUUGAAGAUCUUUUGGCUGUUCUUGUUGCUUUACUGGAGCCAAAUGAUGUAUUGCUGCGUAUCUUGACGGAUAUUACAGCUGCCUGCCCCGUCAAGAUUCAGCAGGAAAUAAUAUGGAAAGAGCUUGUCUCUAUUGUCGCCGGCAGCAAGAUUCUGUCCACAGCAGCCGAAGCUCUUACUGUUGUUGAUGCUUCAAACCUUCCGUCCUCGAUAACCUGGAUUGGGACCGGAUCUUCGUAUGCUUCAUGGCUUGGCCGCAAUAUUUCUCACAUGGCGUUCAAGCUUGCUCCCGAUAGAAAAAUCAACCAAAUUGAGUGGGCCUCAGUGACUUUGCUGACCACACGAGCUCUGAACCUUGGGUAUACUGAUUCAUUGGUGAAAGAGAUCUACUCAGGCUUGCUUUUUGAGCGACACGUUCCAGCGUGUUUUGGCCUUCUCCUUGACAACCUCAGAAUUGCAGAUAAACUGUCUUUCUUAGAAGCAAUCUUCCGUCAUGUCCAGCGGACGCACUUUUCUGAUGAUAUGACCGGCUCAGUGGAUCUUUCAGCUACUUCCUUGGAGACCAUCAAGGGAGUUGCAGCUUUGUGUUCUUUCCUCAUCUCUAAUCGACCUGAAUUGGAAAUCUAUGUUAUGGAAUGGCUUUCAAAAUCGCAAGGCGGUUCAAUUAGCACGUUGGGCUUACGACGUGCACUAUUGGCUUCAUUCAGUGACCGAGCUGAUGCAAUGAAGCAAUUGGUUAUACAAGGCCUUGAGGAGUUUGGCGACAAGUUCUCUAUUAAGCAUAUCCCUAUGGUUAUUCAAAAUGCUAUCGCACAAGUGAUCCUCAUUGCUGCUGGACACCUUCAUCGACUAGAACCAACAAAAAUGAUGGAAAUUGGUCGCUCAGGGGCAUAUCUUAAUGCAGUCUCCAAUCGACUUGCUGCAUCCUCGGACAGGGCGCGACUUUUGGGUAUGAUCAUUGGAACGGGCAUAUCCGAGCUUAUCGAAGAACCAGGGAAAACUCUCAAAUUCGAUAUCGAGGAAAUGCAGAGUGAGGAUACCAAGUUUUAUCUGAGCUUGACCAAAGUCAAGGACGAAUGUGGCACGCCUGAAUCUAUCAACUUGCUGCGAGAAGUGCUUCCAAAACCAAUUCGUUCCAAGCCUACACCAAAGCCAAAGGCACAGACUUUCCUUCCCCCCCAAAGAAGCAAGAUUGUUGCCAUCGAGGAAAUUGAAGAUAGCGAUGAAGAAAAGUCUGCAGAUGAAGACGAAGAUGAUGAUCUCAUUCCGUAUGAGAAGCCAGACGAUGAUGCAUACGAUUCCGACGACGACCCUACAUUGAUCCAACGUAACAAGCCAACGGCUCCUGUGUACAUCCGUGAUUUGGUCGUUGGCCUACGAGACACUGAGAACAUCGAGCGCCAUCAUCUGGCCAUAACCACAGCCCCAUCGCUGAUCAGGCGCAAGAUAGGAUUCGGAACCGAGCUUGCCGACAACAUUGAGGAACUGGCACUGACCAUGGUUGGCCUCCAGAAUGAUAACAAGCACCCUCAAUUCCAUGAGGCUCGUCUUCAAAGCAUGAUUGCUUUGAUCGUGUCCGAGCCACUUAAGAUGGGCCGCUGGUUCACUGCAAUCUACUUCGAUGGAGACAUUUCCCAAGUCCAGAGAUCUGCCGUUCUUACAGCUUUGGGUCUAAGUGCUCGUGAGCUCGCGGGUAACGGAGAAGAUGAUGCCAAGAGGCUAGGCCUACCAAGCACCGGUGAUACCUCUUUCCCAUCUAAACGACUGCCGCCUGCUAUGGAGGCCAUGUACCUGGGUCAAAACGAAUCUCCUAUCGCAACGCUCACCCGAGAAAUGUCUCGCACAUCUUUGGAGCCACUUGCAGCCAAUGCAGCAGAUGCGAUGAGCGGUCCGAACGCUCUCAAAGUGCGUACCUUCUCCUCGCGGAUGGAAGUCGAGAAGAAUCGACAGCAGCGUGAGACCAAGCGCAAGAAUGCCACGGCAAAGGAUGUACACGAAGUGCUCGCCAAGGGCUUCUUCUUCCCAAUGCAAGGCAGAUUCGAAAUCAUGAUGCUGCAGUUUUCGUCCUCCACCUCCCCUGCCUACAACCCAUUCUUUAUUCCUCACCUUCUGACCCUCUUCCUCCAAACCCUAUCCCUCAUCCUUUCCACAACAGGCCCGCAUACCCCUCUCCUUCCAGGUCUAACCCACGAAGCACUCUCCCUUCUCCUGUCCCUACACAAAGUGGCAGCAUCCAACGAGCCCACCGUGACAGCUGCACUUCUAUCCCUUUUCCUCGCUAUCGUGGAUCUGAACAUUGAAUCCGGCUCGAACGGCGAGGAACGCCUUGUUACGCAGUACGCACAAGAGGUGAUUGAGCUGCGCGAGUGGGCUUCUCAGGUCUUUGAUCGGACUCCGGCUUCUUCUGCUAAGGCUGUUCCUACUCCUUCCGACCCGCAGGAGCAGGUGCGCACCCUUUCUGCUGGUGUUAUGGUUCGCCUUGGGGAGAUUACCGAGCGAUAUCAAGGACGCUUGAUGGGUGUUGGUUCCGGGUUUAAUUACUAG
Messenger RNA from Penicillium nucicola, 3147 nucleotides. Its product is annotated as telomere length regulation TEL2 family protein. Gene Ontology annotation, biological process: telomere maintenance via telomerase; protein stabilization. Lineage: Eukaryota; Fungi; Ascomycota; Eurotiomycetes; Eurotiales; Aspergillaceae. Bases 1 to 3147 code for a protein of 1048 amino acids. Gene Ontology annotation, cellular component: cytosol. Gene Ontology annotation, molecular function: Hsp90 protein binding; telomeric repeat DNA binding. The record is from RefSeq and is a predicted model, not a curated record. The transcript is spliced from 6 exons.